Messenger RNA from Vitrella brassicaformis, 2099 nucleotides. NCBI's taxonomy places the organism in Eukaryota, Vitrellaceae. The record is from the annotation of a GenBank genome assembly.
CACACAUUUACACGCUAUACACACACACCGAGUCAGUCAUCCUUCAUGAUCAGCUACAUAGCUAUACACAUGUGUGUGUCUGUCCACCGCUUUCUCCGACCUGUAUGCUCACACACACCACACAAGCGCCAUCCCCUUCCCAACGCCUGUCAGCAUAUAUGUACACGAGGCCGACGGCCUGCCUGCCUGGCUGCCCGCCACACGCCCCAACGAAAGCUAGUGCGCUAACAUAUACACGGCGUCCCCACUAACAUCCUGGCGAGCAUCCUUCUGCUCCUCCGUCCGUUUGGGCAGCCGUUAAUCGAUGAAGCCGAUGGCCACGAAGAUAACCAGGCUGACGGCCAUCAACGCCAUGCCCGCAAUCACGAGGGCGGAGCUGACGCGGUCCUGCAAAGGCAUCGGACGCACAGCCAAUGACAACCAGUGUGCCACCCACUGCCCUGACCCACACCCACCCCCCCACGCACUGACGCACUCACGUGUGGGUCGUAUCUGAGGGCUGCUGGCAUGAGCUUCCUCACAGACAUGUGCACCAUCAGGCCACCCACCAGCCCAAAGAGAAUGGCGAUCGCCGUUGACGAGAUGUUGUUGGACAAUAUCAGCGAUGAGCGACCAGCCGAAGGCCUUGCACUGCUCCCGGUCGCAUAGUAUAUUGGCACGGACACAGCCACGCCCUCGGGGAAGCUGUGAAUGUCUGUCGCCACAGCGACUCCUGAAACACGCACGCACGCAGUGCAAAGACCCAAUCAAGCUCGCCAACGUCUGCCCGUCUGCAGUGCGCUCCAGUUAGUUACUGUACCCAGGCCAAACUUGGGGUCGGCCGCUGGACAGAGAUAAGUUCAGCAGGUUCCCCUUGUCGCGCGCCGGCCUGCCAAGGGCCGCCUUGCCCGCACCAUUCCUGCCGUCCUGACAACACAAAUACCACGAUAGGCCAGUGGUCGAUACAGCCGGCUAAUCGCGUGGAAACUGUGGUCAAACACCCACCUUUGGCGGCGGUGUUUCCGUCUCUUCGGCCGAUCUGGGUUUGUCGGCGGCCUCGACAUGCUCGUGUGACGUGGAGGGUGAUGACGCUGAGCCGCUCUGGUGGGUGUCCACCGUCUCCUCGAUGGACAGACUGACUGAAGGAGCACCAAAUGAAGGACACCCAUAUUGAUUGUGCAUCGUCCGUCGUCAGUCAUGUCGUCUUUUCGCAGGCAGCGGCUGGCUUACGGGGACGUUUUGUUUCUGUGCCGCGCAGCGCACUUGCAGUGAGUGGCGUCAUCUUGGCCUCCUGCGCCAUCUCCUCGGGCGACCUGGACAGCCCCUCCAGCGUCACGGGCGGCUCGUGAUGGACCUUGUCGUGGUCGUGCUCGUAGCCAAACAGCCUACACACACACACACAAAUAUACACACAGGGAGAUGGAGGCCUGCUGCUCUUUCAGGGCUUUUGUUGCUCCGUUCGCCGGCCACCGACCGCAGAAGAAGACCAGCGUCGCGAGAGGGUUUGCCUGCGUCUUGUCGAACCCAGAUCUCACAAACUCAUCCUGCACACAAACACACACGCACAUGGAUCGUGUAGUGCGUGAUACGAGCUCGGUGAGAGCGCCCGUCGCCCACCUCAGGCGCAUACCCAUUGCUUUGUAGAAUAUCUCGAUGAAGGAGAUGUACAGCAUCACCCCCGCCGACAGCGACAGGCACACAGCGAAGAUCAGAUCCGCGGCUUGGACGUCGGCAAACAGAAAGACAGACCACAGCACUGCCGCCAGCCAAACCUGCGCACAACACACGAACACAGCUACAGCUGAAUAUGGCAACGUCAUUGCGCCGAAUGGUGGCAGAGGUUGGCGUGAGCGUACCAGCGAGUGACGACAGGCCUAAACCGACACCCAGACGAUACUCGGACUCCGUCACGCUCCGCGACCUUGUGCGUCAGAAAUCGACUGCCGCUCCGCCUUGAUGCAGGGACGUGUCUCAGGACCGCACAGGGGCGUACGCCCCUUGGCGGCUCCGCUCGUCGCCUCCUUCCGUCGGACCAAAGUGCGAGCUGUUGCGACACACGGCUCCAACUCAAGAAUUGGCCAAAAGCGCAGCCGUUCUGUCUCUCUCUUGGUGGGGGUCAG